This is a messenger RNA of Amaranthus tricolor (Joseph's coat), 561 nucleotides long. RefSeq names its product probable calcium-binding protein CML18. The record is from RefSeq and is a predicted model, not a curated record. NCBI's taxonomy places the organism in Eukaryota, Viridiplantae, Streptophyta, Magnoliopsida, Caryophyllales, Amaranthaceae. Gene Ontology annotation, molecular function: calcium ion binding; enzyme regulator activity.
AUGGCAGUUUGCAACCGCAACGGAAACCACCUCUCCCUUAACGCCAGCGAAAGCCUCCACUACCAAGAUGUUUCAAGUGACGUGAUCAAAGAAAGAGUUAUAUUAGAAGACGAUCAAAUAGCAAAAUUAAGGGAAAUAUUCAGAACAUUGAAUGAUGGGAAAUUAACUCAAUAAGAGUUAGGAACAUUGUUACGAUCGUUAGGGUUAAAACUUGGCAAAGAUCAGCUAGAAACCCUUAUUCAAGCAGUAAAUGAGAAUAAUAAUGGAACGAUUGAAUUCUCAGAGUUUAUUUCUCUUGUUUCCCCUGAUCUUAUCUUUGUAAAAUGUCAUUACAGCAAAGAACAACUUAAGAAAUUGUUUAAGAUGUUUGAUAUAGAUUGUAAUGGUUUGAUUACUGUAGCCCAACUCAGCCAUUCGACGGCAAAACUUGGCCAUGCUCUGACUUCUGAGGAACUUACUGGUAUGUCUAAGGAAGCUGAUACAAAUGGUGAUGGUUGUAUUAGUUUUCAGGAAUUCGCUCAAGCUAUUACCUCUACCACCUUUGAUAGUAGUUGGACUUGA